This is a messenger RNA of Aspergillus nidulans FGSC A4, 1466 nucleotides long. Its product is annotated as protein papA. The record is from RefSeq and is a predicted model, not a curated record. The transcript is spliced from 9 exons. Gene Ontology annotation, biological process: proteolysis. Lineage: Eukaryota; Fungi; Ascomycota; Eurotiomycetes; Eurotiales; Aspergillaceae. Gene Ontology annotation, molecular function: peptidase activity. Bases 2 to 1333 code for a protein of 443 amino acids.
CAUGGCUGCCAAACUAAUCGACCGAAAAUUACACAACAUCUCAGGAAAGCUGCUUGUCGCAGAGCUGUUCUUCGAGGUUCCCCUCAACUACAGCCGACCGGGAGAUGGGACUCUUCGACUCUUCGCUCGCAGCGUCCGUCGUUCGGCAAAACCACUUGACUCUGGUAAAGAUGACAAGCAGUCACCUCUCCCCUGGCUUGUCUACCUGCAGGGUGGUCCAGGAAUGGGUUGUCGUCCCCCGCAGGAGUACGGCUGGGUCGGGACAGCACUGGACAAAGGAUACCAGGUAUUGUUCCUCGACCAGCGUGGAACUGGGUUAAGUUCAACCGUCACAGCAAGGACCCUGGCUCUGCAGGGCAAUGCCAUUAAACAGGCCGAGUAUCUCAAACAGUUCCGGGCUGAUAGCAUUGUGAAAGACUGCGAAGCUAUCCGUCGCUGUCUGACAACGGACUACCCAGAAGAGAAGCGGAAAUGGAGCAUCAUCGGCCAGAGCUUUGGCGGGUUCUGUGCCGUAACCUAUCUUUCCUUCUUCCCAGAAGGACUGGUUGAAGCAUUCAUUUGCGGCGGGCUUCCGCCCCUUGUCAACGGACCGGAUCCUGUCUACUCCCGUACUUACGAAAAGGUAAUUGAGAGAAACAAGGCGUACUAUGCCAAGUUUCCGGAAGACGUCUAUCGGGUGAAAAAGGUCGUCGACCAUUUGAAGCAGAACAAGGUUAGCGUACCAUCUGGGACGCUUAUUCCUGAACGCAUCCAGCAACUGGGAAUCAUGUUUGGCAUGCAUGGAAAUCUUAUAUUGCGCGCCGCCAGCGAUCUGGAGGUUUUCGGCUUCCUCACCCAUCCUACUCUGGUGGCUAUUGAUAGCUUUGGCGGCUUCGACAGCAAUAUCAUCUAUGCUAUCCUCCACGAGUCCAUCUACUGCCAGGGAGAGGCCUCCAACUGGUCCGCAGACAGACUCCGGUCAUCGAACCCAGUCUUCAGCCUUGACACAAAUGCACCAGAAGUCCUUUUCACGGGAGAGAUGAUAUACAAAGACAUGUUUGACUCUUACACCGAACUUAACCAAGUCAGAGAAGCAGCAGAGAUCCUCGCCUCAACGACCGACUGGCCCGCCCUCUACGACGAGGCGCAGCUAGCGAAGAACGAAGUCCCCGUGUACGCAGCGACAUACAUAGAAGAUAUGUACGUACACUACGAUCACUCGCAAACCACCGCUGCGAAGAUCAAAGGUAUUAAGCAGUUCAUCACGAAUGUGAUGUACCAUAAUGCGAUUCGGAGUAAAUCAGAUGAGCUCUUCCAGCAGCUUUUUGCGCUGAGGGACGAUACGAUAGAUUAGACGCCGUGGCCAACCUGAGAAGGCAAGCGCAAUAAGUACCUAAGACGAGGACUGGGCAGUCACGCAAAUCGAAUCUUCCUAGAUUGCGUCAAGCAUACAUGGCAAAUGCGAUGGACCUGACCAGUUGCGCGUU